AACGCACGGUCGGGCCGAAACGCGGAGACCCUAACGGGCUGGACCGGAGCCGUCCACGCCGCCACGAGCCCACGAGGGUAGAGCCUCGCACCAGCCAGCCCUAGAGCCCGCAACGGCUAUUUUCUCCUACCCUGCCCUCCGGCGGCGGCUCGGCGUACUAGCCGUUGGCCGUGGCCGUGUGGUGCGGCGGGCGUUCCCCUCUUCCCUCCUCCUCUUCCUCCUACAAAUAAUCUUUCGUGGCCGAUCCCUAAACCCCACAAAGCAAAGCAUCAAUUCUCUCUCCUUCGCGCAUUCUCCUCGCCUCCCCACGACGAUCUCAAGCCGCUCGCCGGGGAGUCGAGACACGCGCACUUCUCGCCUCGUUCAUAAGCUCGUCUCUUUGUUCUUUCCGCUGUUAAUCUUCUUGUUUGAUUAUUUUCUGUGCUUGAUUCUAACCUGCUAUUAUUUUAGUUCGCGUUUAAUUCCAUCGCUACUGCUGUUGUUAUUUCUCUGUUGUGCUUGCCCUGUUCUUUUGUUUGCUCUCUAACCAUGGACGCAGGAUCCCACUCGAUCUCCUCGGAGAAGAGCCGCGCCGCCGCCGCGCCCCGGCCGCCGCUGCAGGAGGCGGUCUCCCGCCCCUACAUGCCAUCGCUGGGCUCGGGAUGCCGUAACCCGUCGGCCAAGUGCUACGGCGACAGAUUCAUCCCGGACAGAUCGGCGAUGGACAUGGACAUGGCACACUUCCUGCUCACUGAGCCCAGGAAGGACAAGGAGAACGCGGCGGCGUCCCCGUCCAAGGAGGCGUACCGGAGGCUGCUCGCGGAGAAGCUGCUCAACAACCGGACACGGAUCCUCGCCUUCAGGAACAAGCCGCCGGAGCCCGAGAACGUAUCUUUCGCCGAUGCGGCUUCCUCCAACCUGCAGGCCAAGCCUGCUAAGCAGCGGCGCCACAUUCCCCAGUCUGCCGAGAGGACCCUAGACGCCCCAGAGCUUGUUGAUGACUACUACCUCAACCUGCUUGACUGGGGGAGCAACAAUGUGCUGUCCAUUGCUCUGGGAGACACACUGUACCUGUGGGAUGCGUCGAGUGGAUCCACAUCCGAGCUUGUGACCAUCGAUGAGGACAGCGGUCCUAUUACCAGUGUUAGCUGGGCUCCUGAUGGUCGGCACAUCGCCGUGGGGCUCAACUCGUCCGACGUCCAGCUUUGGGACACCAGCUCCAACCGACUGUUGAGAACACUCAGAGGUGUGCAUGAGGCAAGGGUAGGUUCACUGGCAUGGAACAACAGCAUCCUAACCACCGGUGGCAUGGAUGGCAAGAUUGUGAACAAUGACGUGAGGAUUAGAGACCACGUUGUGCAGACUUACGAGGGGCACAGCCAGGAGGUGUGCGGGCUCAAGUGGUCUGGAUCAGGGCAGCAGCUGGCCAGCGGAGGCAACGACAACCUUCUGCACAUUUGGGAUGUGUCGAUGGCAUCAUCCAUGCCAUCUGCUGGCCGCAACCAGUGGCUACAUAGGCUCGAGGACCACACGGCCGCCGUGAAGGCACUCGCGUGGUGCCCGUUCCAGAGCAACUUGCUUGCCACUGGCGGUGGUGGCAGCGAUCGUUGCAUCAAGUUCUGGAACACACACACUGGUGCGUGCCUGAACUCAGUUGACACCGGAUCACAGGUGUGCGCUCUUCUCUGGAACAAGAAUGAGAGGGAGCUGCUGAGUUCACAUGGAUUCACACAGAACCAACUGACUUUGUGGAAGUACCCAUCGAUGGUGAAGAUGGCUGAACUUACUGGCCAUACCUCUCGUGUCCUUUUCAUGGCUCAGAGUCCUGAUGGAUGCACAGUAGCGUCAGCUGCUGCAGAUGAGACCCUCCGGUUCUGGAACGUUUUUGGAGCCCCUGAAGCGCCCAAGCCUGCUGCCAAAGCUUCCCACACUGGGAUGUUCAACAGCUUCAACCAUAUCCGAUAGGAUGAGUCAUGAGGAUAGUCUCUUUCUAAAGCAGAUGAUAUCUGCCUACCAUCGCUAAGCAGGUGGCAUGAGGGAGCACUGCAAUCCUAAUGCAUCAUUUUUUGCUUUCAGGAGGGUCAGAAAUCAAUGACAGUUCGCUUCGUAGACGUCGUCUUCAUCAAGUAGAUAUCUGCAAUGAUACUGGAACCAGAACCUCGAAAUGCAGAGUCUUAGAGAUUGAAUUGCAGAGUCGGUGACUUCAGGAAUCAGAAGAAAAAGAUGUAUACCCCUAGCCUCAGAGGUUGAUAGCAAAUUUGUUACUUGUCCUGUGUUGUGUAUGCUGAUCAUUAACAGUAACACUCUGUACAAAGUAUAAUGUUUUCCUCCUCUUUAUUGAACAUCAAUAGCGCCUAUUUGAUGUGCCAAUUAUUGUUAAUCAAGACAGCGAUUCUUUUUUGCAAUUUUUAAUGGAAUAUUUGUCGGUUGUAAAUCAAGACAACCAUUAUUUUUGCAAA
Messenger RNA from Sorghum bicolor (sorghum), 2438 nucleotides. Its product is annotated as cell division cycle 20.2, cofactor of APC complex-like. The transcript has 6 exons. Gene Ontology annotation, biological process: positive regulation of ubiquitin protein ligase activity; anaphase-promoting complex-dependent catabolic process; positive regulation of anaphase-promoting complex-dependent catabolic process. Gene Ontology annotation, molecular function: anaphase-promoting complex binding; ubiquitin ligase activator activity; protein binding. NCBI's taxonomy places the organism in Eukaryota, Viridiplantae, Streptophyta, Magnoliopsida, Poales, Poaceae. The record is from RefSeq and is a predicted model, not a curated record. The coding region runs from base 529 to 1944 and encodes 471 amino acids. Gene Ontology annotation, cellular component: anaphase-promoting complex.